UCUCAGACGGAAAAUUGACGGAAAGUUCAACUUUAGUUGACAAAUCUGAAACGAAUGUUAUUGAAUCCAGUGCUGAUGUAAACUUGAAUAUCCAUAAUCAAUCGACCACUGAUUCAAAUCCCGACGCAGAAGAGCCCAAGAGUAGAGAAUCCUCCGUUCCUACGAUUGCUGUCACAGAGGGACCAGGGGCGAAGGAUCUCGCCGGUGGAAAAAGGUUAAGUGAACCUCUCUUCUUGAGAAAGAUAUUAUUGGAUGAAUCUGGUGACACAUUUGGCUUAUGACCUUGAGAUUUUCUCCUGCUCUUGCUUGGUGGAUCUUGGAUUUAUAUUCUUUUCUGAUGAGAUUACUUUUGGCAAAAGGGAUAAAGAUAUUGGUCUCCACGCUCGUGUGAGAGCACAUAAGAGCAAGGUUUCGAGACCUUAUAAGCAAGAUUUGAGAGAGGCUCGGAGUGAUGCUCCACACGGUGGUGGUAGAAACGGAGGAGCUGGCCGUGGUCGUAGUGGUUACGAUUUCAGACGUGGUGAUGGUCCUAUGAGGAAGGGAGAGGAGACAUUUCAAAGUCUUCUUAUGAGAGGCGUGAUGGUCAACGUGGUGAAGAUGGUAAAGAUGAACGUCCUCGAAGAGCAUAUGAGCAUCGUAGUGGAACUUUGAGUAUCGAAGAACUUUGGCCUAGAAUGAUUUUUCUACUUUUGCUCUGAACAAGAGGGGAUGCGGAAGAUGGCAAAGAUGAUAAACAAGACGCUUGUAUUAACUUAUAUCUACCUACUGAUCUACAUUCUACUCUCUUCAGGAGUUAUUCUGUACAACAAAGUGAUUCAAAUGCUAUACUUUAUUAAUGUUUCUAAUUC
Messenger RNA from Thlaspi arvense, 848 nucleotides. Lineage: Eukaryota; Viridiplantae; Streptophyta; Magnoliopsida; Brassicales; Brassicaceae. The record is from the annotation of a GenBank genome assembly.